Messenger RNA from Heteronotia binoei (common prickly gecko), 1584 nucleotides. Its product is annotated as zinc finger protein OZF-like. The record is from RefSeq and is a predicted model, not a curated record. The transcript is spliced from 2 exons. NCBI's taxonomy places the organism in Eukaryota, Metazoa, Chordata, Lepidosauria, Squamata, Gekkonidae. Bases 1 to 1533 code for a protein of 510 amino acids.
AUGGAAGUUGCCUUUAAUCAUGCUGGCUUGGGUAGUGAGGCUAUUAUUUUGGAGAGUCAGUAUGGAAAAGUCAGAGAAGAAGACAGGAACAGAAACAUCAAGUGGUAUUGCUGCCAUGGAGGCUACAGUGGGCAAGAAUCAGGUGCUAAAGGGAUAUCUCUCUUUAUUCCAGCAAGGGAAAAACCUUUUGAAUGCUCAGAGUGUGGAAAGAGAUUCAGUCAGAGUGGUGAUCUUAAAAAACAUCACAGAAUCCACACAGGGGAGAAACCUUUUGAAUGCUCAGAGUGUGGAAAGAGAUUCAGUCGCAGUUCCACUCUUCGAUAUCAUCAGAGAACCCACACAGGGGAGAAACCUUUUGAAUGCUCAGAGUGUGGAAAGAGAUUCAGUCAGAGUGGUACUCUUCAAUAUCAUCAGAGAAUCCACACAGGGGAGAAACCUUUUGAAUGCUCAGAGUGUGGGAAGAGAUUCAGUCGCAGUGCCACUCUUCAAUAUCAUCAGAGAACUCACACAGGGAAGGAACCUUUUGAAAGCUCAGAGUGUGUGAAGAGAUUCAGUCAGAGUGGCACUCUUCAAUAUCAUCAGAGAACUCACACAGUAAAGAAACCUUUUGAAUGCUCAGAGUGUGGGAAGAGAUUCGGUCAGAGUGGCGAUCUUAAAAACCAUCAGAGAACCCACACAGGGGAGAAACCUUUUGAAUGCUCAGAGUGUGGAAAGAGAUUCAGUCGGAGUUGCCACCUCCAAUAUCAUAACAGAACCCACACAGGGGAGAAACCUUUUCAAUGCUCAGAGUGUGGAAAGGGAUUCAGUCGGAGUGGCACUCUUCAACAUCAUCAGAGAACCCAUACGGGGGAGAAACCUUUUCAAUGCUCAGAGUGUGGAAAGAGAUUUAGUCGGAAUGGCCACCUCCAAUAUCAUCAGAGAACCCACACAAGAGAGAAUACUUUUGAAUGCUCAGAGUGUGGAAAGAGAUUCAGUCGGAGUGGCGAUCUUAAAAAACAUCAGAGAACCCACACAGGGGAGAAACCUUUUGAAUGCUCAGAGUGUGGAAAGAGAUUUAGCAUGAGUGGCCACCUCCAAUAUCAUCAGAGAAUCCACACAGGGGAAAAACCUUUUCAAUGCUCAGAGUGUGGAAAGAAAUUCAGUCACAAAUCCACUCUUCAAUAUCAUCAGAGAACCCACACAGGAGAGAAACAUUUUGAAUGCUCAAAAUGUGGAAAGAUAUUUAGUGUGAGUAGCCACCUCCAAUAUCAUAAGAGAAUCCACACAGGGGAGAAACCUUUUCAAUGCUCAGAGUGUGGAAAGAGAUUUAGUCAGAGUGGCACUCUUCAGUAUCAUCAGAGAAUCCACACAGGGGAGAAACCUUUUGAAUGCUCAGAGUGUGGAAAGAGAUUCAGUCAGAAUGGCACUCUUCAACAUCAUCAGAGAAUCCACACAGGGGAGAAACCUUUUGAAUGCUCAGAGUGUGGAAAGAGAUUCAGUCGGAGUGGCACUCUUCAACAUCAUCAGAGAACCCACAUGGGAGAAACCUUUUGAAUGCUCAGAGUGCGAAAAGAGAUUCAGUACAAAUGGCAAUGUUAAAUAUCA